Messenger RNA from Juglans microcarpa x Juglans regia, 1611 nucleotides. Its product is annotated as RNA-binding protein 48. The coding region runs from base 438 to 1070 and encodes 210 amino acids. Gene Ontology annotation, cellular component: nucleoplasm. Gene Ontology annotation, molecular function: RNA binding. The record is from RefSeq and is a predicted model, not a curated record. NCBI's taxonomy places the organism in Eukaryota, Viridiplantae, Streptophyta, Magnoliopsida, Fagales, Juglandaceae. The transcript is spliced from 10 exons.
AUUCGUUGGCCUGGUUUUUAACACACUGGCCACGCCUCCAAACUGGUAGUAUGUGAAAUGACCAAAAAGCCCAUAAAUUGUAAUGUUGCAUCUUCUCUUCCCCGUGGCCCAGCCUGCCUCGGACUUCGACAAACAACUUCAUUUCUCAAAACAGAACCCAGCUCUCACCCUCCGUUCGACGGCGACUCCUUCAGCUUGCCGCAACCCAUCACUCGACGUCGGCUUCCUCAUUCGACGGCUUUCGUUCUUUAAACCAAAAAAACCCAUCACUCCAAGGCUAGGUCACUCGACGGCGAUUUCCUCACACCGCACCAACUCAUCACUCGACGGAAGAAGGACUGCGCGAUACUCAUCAGCUUCUGUAUUCGACGAUUAGAUCUAUACAGAAACGUCUGAGCAGUUCGGAAUUCGGGAACUAAAGGAAGGAAGUAAAUAAGAUGCCUCGUUACAAAGACGAGCCUCCGGCUGUUCGCGUCUACACCGUAUGCGAUGAAUCCAGGUACCUGAUUGUGAGGAACAUUCCGGCCUUAGGAUGUGGUGACGAGUUGCUCAAAUUGUUCGCUUCAUAUGGUGAAGUUGAAGAGUGUAAACCAAUGGAUGAAGAAGAAUGUGAGCAAUUCACUGAUGUUUACUGGAUCAAAUUCCGUCUGGUCAGCAACGCCAGGUUUGCGAAAAGAAAAUUGGACGAGUUUGUUUUCCUAGGAAAUCGGCUGCAGGUUUCGUAUGCUCCACAGUAUGAGAGUCUUUCCGACACGAAGGAUAAGCUAGAAGGCAGGACAAGGGAAGUUCUGACUCGAUUAAAUCCCGGGAGAUCAAAAGGGCCCAAGGUUUUGGACCCCAGUGGUGCUUCCACUGAGAAUUCGUUGAUUGUGUUUCUGGACUCUGUAAAUUCUGUUAAUAAUUCUUCUCCACUCACACUGGUUUCCUCUGACCAGGAUUAUUUUGCAUCUCAAUCGAUGAAUCACACAGUUCAGUUGGUAAGAGAGAAGCUCAAUAAGAUUCAAUCAAGUAGUGAGCAUCUACAACCUGCACCAAAGAAAACACGAGUAGACAACAGAAGAAGAAUCUAAUGGAUUGUGAAUGGUGGUCAGAACUGAUUAGCAUCCAGAAAAUGUUUUUCUAUUUUUUGUAUCACCUCAGCCUUUUGCCUCUCACAUGUGCACGUGUUGACUGCACCUGCGAGCAACCAUCCAUCACAUCUUGAUAAUGUAGAUGGUACAUAAAGAUAGUUUCACAUAAUUGUAGUAUUUUGCUUUUGGUAAGUCAAAGGAGAUCAUGUAUUGUCUACGAGUUAAUCUAUAUGGAAACUGAAGAGGAGUCACCAAUUCUUCAGAUGUCUCACUUGCUCGAGUCCUGCCUUAUGCAAGCUAGAAACUCGGGUGCCAUAAUCUUUGGGAUGUAUGCUGUAAUGGAUCGAUGAAGUUGAAUGGUAUUUCUCUGGAGCAUUUGUUUUCCAUUAAUGACGUCAUGGUAUCUGUUCUUCAGCUUUCCCAAUUGGUUUUCAUGAUAAAGUCAUGGUCUCAGGACUUUAUGUUAUUAAUGUUAAAAGAUGUAUGCAGAAGUGUAGACAUAAGCAUAGCUGGAAUGCAAUUGGGACUGUUAUCAUGAAAA